ACCCGAGGGCGGGGCGGGAUUCGGGACCCGUCGCUAGGCCCCAGCUGCACUAGGACUUGACAAGCCCGAGCGGAGUCUUUGCGCCCCUUCCCCCCUGUGCUUUUCCGAGGCCUCCGUAGGCCCCGCGCGUGUCCCUGGAAGGCGGAAACGGCUGCGGGGACCGUCUCCUUUGAAGGGGCCUACUCCUCGCCGCCAUGUCCGGGGGCUUUGAGCUGCAGCCUCAGGACGGCGGCCCCCGGGUGGCCCUGGCGCCCGGGGAGACGGUGAUCGGCCGCGGGCCGCUGCUGGGAAUAACAGACAAGAGAGUAUCCAGAAAACAUGCCAUUCUUGAGGUGGUGGGUGGUCAACUUCGAAUCAAACCGAUACACACAAAUCCAUGUUUUUAUCAGUCUUCUGAGAAGAACCAGCUUUUACCGUUGAAGACAAAUGUAUGGCAUUGGUUGAAUCCUGGAGAUAGUUUUUCUUUGUUAGUUGACAAAUACAUUUUCCGUGUUUUCUCUACGUAUUCUGAAAUGGAAUUGGAAUGUACUUUAAGAAAUAGUCAAAUGUUUGAUGAAGAUGACAUACUGAAUAGGACACCAAAAUCUUCCUUGGCUAAUUUGCCUGACGAGGCAACUGGUGCCCCACAGCUGGAAAGAAGCACAGAAAUAGCGACGGCCCAGACUUCUACCUCAAAUAGUGUGUCUUUCCUAGGUGAAUGUACAGACUUCAGUAAGCAGCAGUCCAACACUGCUGAGAGGAAAAGAAUCCUUCCAGCGUGGAUGUUAAGAGGAAAUCUUAGCGAUCGAAACCUUUCAGCACCAGUCAUCAGUGGAAAUACAGUAACCCAGGAAAGUCCAGAAGAAGGAACCUGCAAAGAUAAAACCCAAGUAAACAUAACACACCAAGGAAGAAAGCGAUUGAUUUCACCGGGAAGCUCAGAAAGUACAUCACCAGUGCAAGACACAGGAAAAAAGUGCAAAAAUGCUGAUCAGGAAAAAUCUAUCAUUUCACCCAAGGAAGUGCCACAAUCAUAUUCUGCAUUUACAUUAAGUAACACAAAGGUGACUAAUAUUAAAACUAAUACGCAGAGAAACGAAAUCCCAAUAGAGGAACUCGGUAAAUUUUCUGAACUUCAAACCAUCGCUAAAGGAACUCCAAAUAAAGAAGAGGCAGUGAGCCAUUCUGAGAGUUGUUCAAGCGCCCAAGGCAAAUCCUUCCAUGAUAAGUCUCAGGGGUCUCAACCUGAGUCCAGUUCUGCUCCCUCCAGUCCUGGAACUUUGCAUGCAAAGGCCACUCAUUCAGUUCUACAAGGUUCUGAAGAAAAGGUUAAGAGGACAUCCUGCAUGUAUGGGGCAAACUGCUACAGGAAGAAUCCUGUCCAUUUUCAACAUUUCAGUCACCCUGGUGAUAGUGAUUAUGGAGGCGUACAAGUUAUGUGUCAAGAUGAGGCUGAUGACCGGCCUGAAUGUCCUUAUGGAUCAUCUUGUUAUAGGAAGAAUCCCCAGCACAAGAUAGAAUAUAGACACAGUACACUUCCGGUGAGAAGCACUUUAGAUGAAGACGGUGAUAACAUUGAGCAACCCAGUGAGCAUGACGUGAAUGACAGCUCUCUAGAUGAUGAGGAAGAAGAAUAUGAGCCAACAGAUGAAGAUUCCGACUGGGAACCUGGAAAGGAGGACCAAGAGCAGGAAGAUAUGGAAGAGCUUGUGAAAGAAGCAAAAAAGUUUAUGAAAAGAAAAAAGUAACCAUUUUUUUCCUGCAAUAAUAUGUGGCUCACAUUUACUCUUUCUUUAUGGAAAAAAAUUGUGUGAUGGUUAUAAGUAAAAAGCCAUAGGUUGCAUAAAACUUUGGUCUUUUUUUUUUUUUCAUUUUUCCAAAGAUUCUGUCUUUACAGAAUACUAGGCAAGUAUAACCAGGUAAAUUAUGUCAUGGGUAGAAAAGCAUACCUCUUCAUUGCUAUUGAAGUAAUUCUUCAAGCAGAAUCAGGCUUUAAAAAAUGAUAGCUAUCAUAUAAUAGCUAUUAUUUUUCUAGUACCCUAGAUGUAAGCUUUACAAUUUUAUUACAUUUAUUCUUUGAAACUUGGAGAAAUUAGUUCCAAGGGGAUACUGAAUAUAGGUUCAAUAAGACUGCAGAAGAGAAAUGUUCACCACGCAGGGAAUGUUAUUUUGUGACCCACGUCUGUAAUUUACUGGAUGUCUGAGAUUAAGGGCAGAAAAACUGAAAGAAUUUAACAGUUUCUUUUUCAAAGGUAAGUCCUCCCUGAUUAUUUUAACUCUCAAUGUGUUGUCUUUACAUUAGGAAUAAAUGAUUUUUAACCAUAA
Messenger RNA from Pteropus alecto (black flying fox), 2304 nucleotides. RefSeq names its product aprataxin and PNKP like factor (gene APLF). Gene Ontology annotation, biological process: double-strand break repair. Bases 195 to 1727 code for a protein of 510 amino acids. The record is from RefSeq and is a predicted model, not a curated record. Gene Ontology annotation, cellular component: nucleus; site of double-strand break. NCBI's taxonomy places the organism in Eukaryota, Metazoa, Chordata, Mammalia, Chiroptera, Pteropodidae. The transcript has 10 exons. Gene Ontology annotation, molecular function: DNA-(apurinic or apyrimidinic site) endonuclease activity; 3'-5' exonuclease activity; protein binding.